AGUAAGAAGUUAAACGACGGUCCGAUCAGUUCGAUCAAUUGUUGUGGUUGUCUUACAAAAAGAAUUUAAAAAGCGAAGAACUAAAUUUAUAUCCGAAGAGAACGGAAUUAACGUUCGAGUCAGUGCAAGUCGACACGAUUAUGUGAUGAUUAAUCAAUUACACUAAUAAACGGGCACACACAUAGUGAAACAAUCAAAGAGACAUUGUCGAAAUGACGUCCUCAUAUGGUAAUGAACUCAAUGAAAUUAUGAAGGAUUUAGCAGUCACUUACAAUGCAUCCAAUUCAUCGAACACUAAUAUGAUGGCUGAAGAUUUAUAUGAGGUACCAGUUGGACUCAUCAUUUUGAUGUCCGUAUGUUACGGUACAAUUAGCUUAUUGGCGGUAAUUGGGAAUUCACUUGUUAUUUGGAUAAUAGCCACCACCAAGUCCAUGCAAACUGUUACCAAUUUUUUCAUAUCGAAUUUAGCAUUGGCCGAUGUCGUUAUUGGUGUAUUCUGCAUUCCGUUUCAAUUUCAAGCGGCUCUUCUUCAGAGAUGGAAUUUACCCGAAUUUAUGUGCUCGUUUUGUCCGUUUAUACAAAUGAUUAGCUUGAAUGUAUCCAUUUUUACGCUAACAGCGAUUGCUAUAGAUCGACAUCGAGCUAUUAUGAAUCCAUUACGUGCAAAACCAACCAAAUAUGUCUCAAAGUUGAUAAUAUCUGGGAUUUGGUUCGUUUCGAUCAUAUUCUCCAUUCCAAUAGCUGUUGCACUCAGAGUCACUUUAGUGCUGGAGGAGAGAACUUUUAACGAUGGAAGAAUCGUUCAGUACCAAAAACCGUUCUGCGAUAAUAUAGUCUUGGACCCUUGGUUAAUGAGACACUAUAGGUACUUUUUGGUAUUCUUUCAGUACAUGAUACCGGUCUGCCUUAUUACUUUUAUCUACGUUCGAAUGGCUAUACGAUUGUGGGGUUCCAAGACACCAGGCAACGCUCAAAAUUCUAGAGACGUGUCAUUAAUGAGAAAUAAGAAGAGGGUCAUAAAAAUGUUAAUUAUAGUAGUUCUGCUUUUUGGUAUAUGCUGGUGUCCAUUGCAAGUUUACCAUAUUUUGCAAGUAACAUGGGAAUGCGUAAAUGAAUACAAAUACAUAAAUAUCGUUUGGUUCUGUUCAGACUGGUUAGCUAUGUCCAAUAGUUGCUACAAUCCCUUCAUCUAUGGUAUUUAUAAUGAUAAAUUCAAACGUGAACUCAAAAGACGAUUUCCAAUAUUUCGCCCGAAGGACAAUGCGUCCGAUAUGAGUGAACCAACAACCAUGACCAUGUAUUCGAACGUGAGCACUAUACGAAAUUGUAACUCAUAUUCAACACGAUUGAAGGAACCCAAUGGAUCAGACUUUGACCAGAAAAAGAAUCGAAAUCGACCUACCGAUACCAAGUCGGAUGAAAGAAAUGUUUUAUAUCAACCGAUUUGCAUCGAAUUGUCUACGAAUAAUUUUAGUUGUUGUUGUCACAGCAUGGGCAGCGGCAGCUGUUCUGGUAAAUCGGAAGCUGCAUUUUCCUCUUGAGAGUCGGAUACGUAUGUAACAUUAAAUUUAUCUUAAAUAUCGUUUAUUCAAUUAGUAUUUAAGCAAACAUCUAUUUGUUGUCUCUGAUAAUAGAUGAAGUGAAGAUUGGCCAAUGUGUCCAACUAGUUAAAUGGAAAUCGAUAAUAAUUAAAAAAAUAAAAUUAGGCAAAAGAUGGAAGCAUGUCCAAUUAAAAAAAUAAAUAAAAACAUAACUAACUUUUAAGUCCACAAGAUAUCAGGCCGAACCACGAUCGGAGAGUCGAGAAAAUCAAAAGAAUAUCUAAAAAGAAAACGGGACACAUGGUCAUAUGCGAACAGAUGAGAUUUUAUUUUUAAGAAUGUAUAGCUAGUAAAUGGCACUGGGACUAUUUUUGGGAAAAGAUUUUACCAUAUUUUCUUAUAU
Molecule: messenger RNA, 1944 nt
Organism: Bradysia coprophila
Lineage: Eukaryota; Metazoa; Arthropoda; Insecta; Diptera; Sciaridae
Product: RYamide receptor-like
Biological process (GO): G protein-coupled receptor signaling pathway
Cellular component (GO): plasma membrane
Molecular function (GO): neuropeptide Y receptor activity
Source: RefSeq, a predicted model, not a curated record